Molecule: messenger RNA, 962 nt
Organism: Rattus rattus (black rat)
Lineage: Eukaryota; Metazoa; Chordata; Mammalia; Rodentia; Muridae
Gene: Mpig6b
Product: megakaryocyte and platelet inhibitory receptor G6b
Exons: 6
Coding region: 1-729 (242 amino acids)
Biological process (GO): platelet formation; blood coagulation; megakaryocyte development
Cellular component (GO): plasma membrane
Source: RefSeq, a predicted model, not a curated record
AUGGCCUUGGUCCUGCAGCUGCUGCCUCUGUUGCUCUCCAAGGUCCAAGGGAAUCCCGAGGUUUCUCUGGAGGGCAACCCUGGGGACCGGGUGAAUCUCUCCUGCAUAGGGGUCUCCGAGCCCACCCGCUGGGCUUGGGCGCCUAGUUUCCCAGCAUGCAAAGGCCUGUCCAAAGGGCGCCGCCCGAUCCUCUGGGCCUCUUCGAGCGGAACCCCCACUGUGCUCCAGCACUUCUCUGGCCGCCUGCGUUCCCUCGACACUGGUAUCAAGCGGCUAGAGCUGCUACUGAGCGCCGGGGAUUCUGGUACUUUUUUCUGCAAAGGACGCCAAGAGAACGAGAGCCGCACAGUGAUUCAAGUGUUAGGGGACAAGGCAGGUUGCCGGCCUUCGGGAUCUACCCACGGGUCCGAGUAUUCCAAAGUCUUGAUCCCGUUGCUGGGCUUUGGGCUUGUGCUGGGACUGGGAGCCUCCGGCUUGGUCUGGUGGCGGCGCAGACGCUCGCCCCCGCCCCCGCCCCCGCCCCCGCCUGGACCACUACCCACAAUUGCUCCAGUCAUAAAUGCUGAGCCACAGCGGCCUUUAGAACAGGAGUCCAAGAUCUCAGGCCACCUGGACCAGGAGCCGAACCUCCACUAUGCUGAUCUGGACCACUCUGUACUCAGGAGGCACCGCCGGAUGUCUGCUUUGGUUCCUGGUGAUGCUUCCACCGUCUAUGCGGUUGUAGUCUAAAGGGAAGCCCUUGUUCUCCCAACCCUUCCAAUCUGGGGCUUCCCUGUAUAGCCUCAGCUAGAAGGGGAAGGCACCAUGGACAGAGGAUCUAUCUAGGAGCCUGGCUCCCUGGGAUGCGUUCUGCCACUGCUCAGUUUCCAGCCACUUCUGUCCCCUCUAUAACAUCUUUUCUUCCCUUCCGUUUCCUAUCAUACCCCACCUCCUCACCCCGACUCUGGUUUUCGAGACUGGGU